AUGACAAUGACUCUCGAGGAUGAUCUGACUACAGCAGCGGCGCAGGGAAACACGGUAGCUGUGGAGUGUCUCCUCCGGGAAGGGGCUGAAGUUAACGGGGUGAAUCGCUUUGGACGAACCGCUCUACAGGUCAUGAUGAUGGGCAGCACACCGGUGGCUCAGGUGUUAUUGAGGCACGGAGCGGAUCCUAACGUGGCGGACGGACCCACCGGCACCACACCGCUGCAUGAUGCGGCCAGGAUGGGCUUUCUGGACACUGUACGGCUGCUGGUACAGUUCGUGGCUGACCCGCAUGUCAAGGAUAACACAGACUGUCGGCCUAUCGAUUUGGCCAGGCAGAGUGGUCAUGCAGAUGUGGUGGCUUUCCUGGACACUUUGUAAAACACCCUGACGCUGUGAUGCCUAGUUUGGGGACAGGCUGCUGAAACUGGGCCCAACAGGCCUGGAGCCUAAAUUACACAAAGACUAUUCUGCUGUAAAUUUGACUUAUAUUUA
Messenger RNA from Scomber japonicus (chub mackerel), 495 nucleotides. It is a transcript of the gene cdkn2, whose product is annotated as cyclin-dependent kinase inhibitor 2A/B (p15, inhibits CDK4). The record is from RefSeq and is a predicted model, not a curated record. Lineage: Eukaryota; Metazoa; Chordata; Actinopteri; Scombriformes; Scombridae. The transcript is spliced from 2 exons. Gene Ontology annotation, cellular component: nucleus. Gene Ontology annotation, biological process: negative regulation of cell population proliferation; regulation of cyclin-dependent protein serine/threonine kinase activity. The coding region runs from base 1 to 381 and encodes 126 amino acids. Gene Ontology annotation, molecular function: protein kinase binding; cyclin-dependent protein serine/threonine kinase inhibitor activity.